This is a messenger RNA of Trematomus bernacchii (emerald rockcod), 568 nucleotides long. Its product is annotated as gamma-crystallin M3-like. The transcript has 3 exons. The record is from RefSeq and is a predicted model, not a curated record. Gene Ontology annotation, molecular function: structural constituent of eye lens. Lineage: Eukaryota; Metazoa; Chordata; Actinopteri; Perciformes; Nototheniidae. Bases 1 to 543 code for a protein of 180 amino acids. Gene Ontology annotation, biological process: lens development in camera-type eye; visual perception.
AUGGACAUGGGCAGGAUCACAUUCUAUGAGGAGAAGAACUUCCAGGGUCGCUCCUAUGAGACCAGCAACGACUGCCCUGAGCUCACCUCCUACCUGAGCAGGUGCAACUCCUGCAGGGUGGAGAGUGGCCUCUUCAUGGUCUACGAGAAGCCCAACUUCAUGGGCCAACAGAUGCUGGUGAGGAGGGGCGAGUACCCUGACAACCAGCGCCUGAUGGGCAUGACUAUGAGCGACUGCAUCAGGUCCAGUCGCAUGAUCCCCACGCACAGGGGACCCUUCAGGAUGAAGAUCUACGAGAAGGAGAACUUCGGAGGCCAGAUGCACGAGCUGAUGGACGACUGUGACAACAUGCAGGAUCGUUUCCGCAUGAACGAGUGCCAGUCCUCCAAUGUGAUGGAGGGCCACUGGCUGAUGUUCGAGCAGCCCAACUACAGAGGCAAGAUGAUGUACCUGAGGCCAGGAGAGUACAGGAACCUCAGAGAGAUGGGGAUGAGCAACAUGACCAAGUUCAGCUCCAUGAGGCGCAUCAUGGACUCCUGUUAACUCUGAAUGUACGGGGAAAUAAAGA